This is a messenger RNA of Ostertagia ostertagi, 303 nucleotides long. The record is from the annotation of a GenBank genome assembly. NCBI's taxonomy places the organism in Eukaryota, Metazoa, Nematoda, Chromadorea, Rhabditida, Trichostrongylidae.
AUGCUGAUCGAUGAUGAUGAUCGAUCGAUGAUCAUUCGAAGUGAAUUCAACCAGAUGAGAGCCGCACGUGAUUUGCCAGCGCACACAUCUCGUGAGAGUCUUGAAGCUUCAAUAUUGUUUCUAGAUGGCGACACUGCGGAGACGAGCAGCGAGUUGUGUAUGUCGGACGAGAAUCUCGAAGGCUAUUCGACACCCACUGGAAGCUCGCCACAACUGGAUUCCAACCGGACGCCAUCUCGCGAUCGCCACCACAUUUUGAAUCGCCUCAAUCGAACAAAGAACGAUACUUCCUCGAUGGUUUGA